Molecule: messenger RNA, 2696 nt
Organism: Rhinolophus ferrumequinum (greater horseshoe bat)
Lineage: Eukaryota; Metazoa; Chordata; Mammalia; Chiroptera; Rhinolophidae
Gene: TESPA1
Product: thymocyte expressed, positive selection associated 1
Molecular function (GO): signaling receptor binding
Source: RefSeq, a predicted model, not a curated record
ACAGCAGUUUAAUGAGGAUAGAGAGAAAGGUACAAUAUGCAAUAUGACAUUUUCUCACUGUCCUCACUUCAGUCCCGAUACCUGGGAAGGGCCUGGCCCAGCUUUGAUAACCGCUUUACCUCAAACUCAGCUCUCUACCAGCAAACUGGACAUCAUCACUGUGGCAGGAGGCCCUGAAUUCUGAACCAAGGCCAUGGAGGGCUCCGUGCUGAGCCCCACAUCCUGGGAGAAGCGACGGGCCUGGCUCCGUCAGAGCCGCCACUGGCAGACCCAGGUCUUGGAAGAGGAGGCUGCAGCUGCCCUGCAGGAUGUCCCAGAUCCUGAGCCGUCCAGCCUGGAUGACGUUUUUCAGGAAGGGAAUCCAAUCACUAAGAUUGAAGACUGGCUGCAGGAUUGUGGAUACUCUGAAGAAGGGUUUUUUGAGGAAGCAGGGCAGCCGAUGUGCAAUGGGUGCCCCAGCCAUGGAACCAGCUUUGAAGAUGACUUGACCCUUGGAGCAGAGGCCACACUGUUGGCCACCAGUGGCAAACUCUUCUCCAGGAGUUUCCUGAAGACUGCCCGACCCUGCCAGCUACUCAAUCUUGGCUGCAGUUUGGCUUCCAGCAGCAUGACUGGUGGAACCAACAAGACUAGUUCAAGCAUCUCUGAGAUUCUGGACAAGGUGCAAGAAGAUGCAGAAGAUGUCCUCUUCAGUCUGGGCUUUGGCCAAGAGGACCACAAAGACACUUCUCGGAUUCCUGCCCGAUUUUUCACCACCCCCUCCCAGGCCAGGGGCAUUGAUUUCCAGCUCUUCCUGAAGGCCCAGGUGCGGAGGAUCGAGAUGGAGGACCCUUGCCUCAUGCUGGCCAGCAGGUUUAAGCAGGUGCAAACACUGGCUGUCACUGCUGAUGCCUUCUUCUGUCUCUACUCCUAUGUGUCUAAGACACCUGUUCAAAAGUUCACACCAUCCCACAUGUUCUGGAAUUACAACCCAACUGAGGUGCCAUCCAUCAAGAUUCUGGGCCCAGAGCCAGAACCUCACUCACCCAGAGAACGCCUCCGGAAAGCCAUCUCCAAAAUGUGCCUCUAUACCUGCCCCAAAGAUCGGCUAUCAUCACCCCACAAUACCCCCAAAAGGAACAGUUUGGACCAAGUGGUGUGGGAAGUGAUGGACAGAGUGAGAGGAGAGAAGCUGGUUCUCCAGCAAGACCCUGAGUUUGGGCCAGGCUCACAGGAAGAUCCUGUGCCUCCCGUCAUCCGUCCAAAGCUGCCCACUUCUUCUUCCAUGUGCCCGUGUGUCCUCUGCCCUGAAGACGAAACACAGCUGGGGAUGUCCACAAUGCAAGCACCAUCACAAACCCUGCAUUCUAACCCCAAGACACCCUGCUGCACACAUUCUCCAUCCAGAGCAGAUCUACAGUGGAGCACAGACCCUGCACAGGUAAAGAGAGAGCUGUGGAGUCUACAGGCCACCAAUAAGGAAGCCCAUUCAGCCAAGGAUGACACUUUUUGGAAAAGGAAGAGCAGAGCAAGAAAGAGUCUGUUUCAGAAGGAUCCCAUGGACAGAAAAGUUAAAUCAUUGGACCUGUCCAUCUUCCAGCAGAAAUGGAAGGAGAGCCAAGACAGACCAUACCUGCGCCGAUCUCUAACCCAACAGCUGUGGAACAAUUUUGACUUGGAGAAGGUGAAGUGCGACAGUGAAAAGGAGGAGAGCUGCUGGCCCAGCAGGCCCAGCCCCAACCUCUGCCAGACUUUUGCAGCCAAAGACUCAAGAAGAGGUGGUACUGCCUCCAACACCCAGGUCCUGCUCUGAGGCCUUACAAACUCCUGAACUCAGUAGGAGAAAUGCAGCAUGGUAAGUGGGAAAGAAGACUAGACUGAGAGACUUGGAGUCUACAUCCUGAUACAGUCAUAAACUGCAUGCACAGAGAAAGACCUUCAGCACCUCACUUCGUUUCUCUGUGUGUUGGUUUCUCUACCAUGUGGGUAUUGGAAUCGUGAUGUGGAUAGUGGUAACCUGGUAAACUUAAUUUUCUCCCAAGCUUUGACACUGCCUAGGGCCUUUAGAGGAUUUAAGGACGAUGAAGUUUGAGGAACACGGGUUGCUACUGGAAUCACCUCAAAGGGUUCAAGCUAAAUGAGGAAGAAAAAAAUCCCACUUUCAGGCUCUGAAACCUGGUGCAACCCACAGUGGGAUUCCCUCUGAGCCUCUAGACAGCCCUAUGUGCUCCCAAUUAAAUUCCAAAAUGUCUUCCACAACACCAGAGUCCUACUUUUCUUCUUGAGGCCUCAUCCUAGGAGAUCCACUUGCAGCUUCCUCUUUAAAACCAGCUUCUUAGGGCCGGCCCGAUGGCUUGAGCACCGUGCUAACACCGAGGUCGCUGGUUUGAUUCCCACAUACGCCAGUGAGCUGCACCCUCUACAGCUAAGAUUGUGAACAACGGCUCUCCCUGGAGCUGGGCUGCAGUGAGCAGCCGGAUUGCCUCCAUGAGCUGCCAUGGCCGCGGGCUGCUGUGUGCUGCUGUGGGCUACCAUGUGCUGCCGUGAGCGGCUGGCAGCUGUCGAGAGCUGUGGUGAGCUUCUGUGAGCAGCCCACCGACCAACAACCGGGGACUGACUGCCUGGGGGGUCGGGGGGGGACACACAAGUCUCAUACUACCAGCAUGGGCCAGGGAGCUGUGUCCUACACAACUAGACUGAGAAGCAAUGGCUUGAAC